AUGCGUUUCUUCGCCGUCGCAGCUCUCUUGAGCGUCGCCCUCGCUGCGCCAGCCUACGACAAGGCAGACGGCACAUGCUGCUGCUGCGAUAUCUCCAAGCCUGCCACUGUCUGUAAGAAAGACGUCAAGCCCGAAGACUGUUUCUGCGCAGCCGUCGUGUGUCCCGCCGGUGCCCCUACCGUCUGGGCUACCUCUACUUCUCCUGCAACCACCACUACAGCCGCUCCCGUUAAGCGCGAGGAAAAGACACCUGUCCCUGCUGGACCCCCUUGCUGUUGCUGCGACCCGUCAAAGAAUGCUAUCGUCUGUACCGUGCGUGCCGAAGGCGAGGACAACUCAUGUAUGUGUCCUAUGGUGAUGUGUCCCGCUGAUGCACCGACCUUGACUGUUUAUUCGGCUGCCAUGGAGACGGGCAAAUAA
Molecule: messenger RNA, 420 nt
Organism: Fusarium subglutinans
Lineage: Eukaryota; Fungi; Ascomycota; Sordariomycetes; Hypocreales; Nectriaceae
Exons: 1
Coding region: 1-420 (139 amino acids)
Source: RefSeq, a predicted model, not a curated record